CGUUUGGCGCGGGCACUGGCGCGUUUGGCGCGCGCGCGAGCUGGCGGCGCUUCGCCAUGCCACGGUAGCGCGGCAGCGCGGCCGAGCGGCGAGCCACUCGUGCGCUCUCGGCUAUGUGGCCCAUUUGCGCUACUACGGGUGGUGUUAGCCUAAGAUGGUGUUGGCGCUGGUGGUCGGAGUCCUGUGCGUGUGGGGCCGCUUGAGCGUCGCCAAUCCUGAAGCGAAGCGGUUGUACGACGACCUCCUCUCCAACUACAAUCGCCUGAUCCGGCCCGUCGGCAACAACUCAGACCGACUCACCGUCAAAAUGGGACUGCGUCUUAGUCAACUCAUCGACGUUAAUCUUAAGAAUCAAAUCAUGACAACGAACGUGUGGGUAGAACAGGAAUGGAACGACUACAAACUAAAAUGGAAUCCUGACGACUACGGGGGUGUGGACACGCUGCAUGUGCCUUCUGAACACAUAUGGCUGCCAGACAUCGUGCUUUAUAAUAACGCUGACGGCAAUUACGAGGUGACGAUCAUGACGAAGGCGAUUCUCCAUCACGACGGCAAGGUGGUGUGGAAGCCGCCGGCCAUUUACAAGUCGUUCUGUGAGAUCGACGUCGAGUAUUUCCCCUUCGACGAACAGACCUGCUUCAUGAAGUUCGGCUCCUGGAGUUACGAUGGCUACACGGUGGACUUGAGGCACUUGAAGCAAACGCCAGACUCGGAUCAAAUAGGAAUGGGGAUAGAUCUUUCGGAAUACUAUAUUUCUGUAGAGUGGGAUAUAAUGCGGGUGCCAGCGACUCGGAACGAGAAAUUCUAUUCUUGUUGCGAAGAGCCAUACCCUGACAUCAUCUUCAAUCUCACUCUUAGAAGAAAAACUCUUUUCUACACAGUCAACCUUAUCAUCCCAUGUGUUGGGAUCUCUUUCCUUUCUGUCCUUGUCUUUUACCUGCCAUCAGAUUCUGGGGAGAAAAUCUCGCUCUGUAUUUCCAUCCUUCUGUCUUUGACUGUGUUUUUCUUACUGUUAGCUGAAAUUAUCCCGCCGACAUCUCUUACGGUGCCGCUAUUAGGAAAAUAUUUGUUAUUCACUAUGAUGCUAGUCACAUUAUCAGUAGUUGUCACAAUCGUGGUGCUAAAUGUAAAUUUUAGGUCGCCCGUCACCCACCACAUGGCCCCGUGGGUGCGAAAGGUCUUUAUAGAUUUUUUACCCAAAAUAUUGUGUAUACAGAGGCCAGAGAAACCACCCGAUGAUGAUGAUGAUGAUAACGAUAAGCCAAAUGAGGUCAUCACUGACGUAUUCGGUGGAGACGAUAUAGAUGGCAAAUUCAAAGAGUGGGGUUGUGAAGAGUAUGAGCUACCAGGCAUGCCUCCCUCCCCGCCACCGCCCCCUGGAGGUGAUGAUGAGCUAUUCUCCCCUCCUCCUGGGUCGCCCUGCCGACUAGACUUAGAUGAUGGCAGCCAAUCUCUAGAAAAGCCCCACGUGAAAGAGAUGGAAAUGACUAUUGAAGGCUCCAGGUUUAUUGCUCAGCAUGUCAAAAAUAAGGAUAAAUUUGAAAGCGUGGAGGACGAUUGGAAAUACGUCGCGAUGGUAUUGGACAGAAUUUUCCUGUUUGCCUUCACGAUAGCUUGCGUGUUGGGUACGGCGCUAAUUAUAUUCCGUGCGCCGACAUUUUACGACAACAGCAAGCCGAUCGAUAUCCUCUACUCGAAGAUUGCGAAGAAGAAGUUGGAGUUGCUCAAAAUGGGCUCUAUAGCGGACCCGAGCCUCUGAAAUUCGUCUUACGUCUUCGGCCACUCGCCGCCGAAGACGUUCUGGGAGCUAAUCGUCAUGUGGUGGCACGGAUGAUCUAUCUAAGUCUCCCAGAGGAAACUGCUAGGCGAGGACAUUGUUGUGAUGAGUGAGGUGCCAAGCGCCUGGUGCAAAACGGACGUGUGAACGCCGCGUGCGCAUCCAAAAACCGUCUUUUUGUAAUAGAAACUCUAACUCGAGACUCAUCCGUCGAUAGUGGAAUCGGGAACGGAACAACCUCAACAUAGCUGUUUUGUGUUGACCGAAUCUAUUGCAACUAUUUUUAUAAUUAGAAUUGCUGUAAACAUUUAUACUUUAUGCGAAUGCAUUUUGUAUGUUUUCGUCAAUUUCUUUUUCGGGUAUUGUUUAAUACGAGCGCACAAACACUGUACAGAUAAAAUCUUUAGGGGUAUUUGUUUCUUGCGGUAGAACAUUUAUUUUAUGGAAUGUUACAAGCAUUAUAACGUAACAGUUACACGUAAGGUUUACUUCGAAUAAAAUCGAGCUCAAUUUCGUAACGUUUAAGUAUUGUAAAGUGGUAUUAUUCAAUCAAUGGUCGAUUAACAUCCAUAUAGUUUUGUGCAAACGUCCUCAAUGAGAGCCGGACACUUCUAGAUGAUGUAUUUAAUAACGGUGAUGUAAUAAAUUUGAAUUAUACAUUUAGUAUUUGAUAAACUACGUACUCGCGUAAAAACUUUAAGGACAAUAUCUAUAAUUUGACGAAUGGUAAUAAUUUCCCUGUAGUCGUAAUGAAGUUAUAAGGGAUUGUAGAUAUUAAUAGAAUUAUAAGCCUAGUCAACAGAAAUAUGAAAAAACUAACACUUAUCAUAAUGCCAACAUAGAUUUAGUCACUUCGCGACGGUGAUAUUAUUUGACUAGAUAAUAUUUGUGAACACAAUUGACUGCCAAUUGUAAAUUACAUUUUUAUAAAGUCGGUAUUCUUAGAUAGUUCGGUAACUUGUUUUAUUAGAUUUUUUAAACGGAGUGCCAAAUCUGCCAGCGCGUAACGAUAUAGUUCCGGGUAAUUAGCCAAAACAUACUGAUAUUAACUACUUUAUUACUAAUCAUAGAUUUUCGUGUUUCGGAUUUUGCAAAACGAAAUUUUGAUAAUUGUAAGAGACAAACAAAUGCUUGCCCAAAACGUAACGACUGAAUGAAUCAUUAAUGCUUAAUUUUUUACAUGCCUUGUGGCACUGUCUGCUUUUCCGUGUAAUUUAUAACUGUAAUUUCACUAAUAAAAUCCUAGAGUACAGGGUAAAUUUAGUACACAAGUUUCUUCUCCUGGUUUUUAUUCUCACAAUUUUCACUGAUUGUAAGUCUUUUACUCACUUAACGGCACUUUACCACGAACACAUUUAGGUAAUAAAUCAUUGUUGAGGAUUGUGACCUAGUCUAUAAUGAUGUAGGUAAUCUUAUAUUUAUUUCUAUCUAGAUUAGAUUGAAUAUUAGAUAUUUGAUUUCAAUUACACUUAAGUGUUACCUCUCAUAACUCACGUUUUUUUUUAAUAGUAGUACGUUUUAUUUUGUUUUAACAUUUGCGCAUCAUAGCGUCUUACCUCACUUCGACCCAUUUUGUAGGGUAUUGUAGCAAUCUAACGUAAUAAAAUAUUUCGAGCCGCGUAAUUGAUAUGUCAAAGUAACUCAUGAUAAAGAUUAUUAGAUAAAGAUUACUUAGGUAUCUCAGUAAUUUAAUGAAUCCACAGCGAGCAGAUAGGAAAACAGGGAUGGUAAUAUUAAAAUAAUUCAAAUUGUUUUGUGUGAUUCGUCUUCAUAUUAUAUAAGUGUUACUGGGUGUGUAUAGCUGUUUGUGUCAAAUGCAUACACUGGCUAGUGUAGAUUAGUUGAUACGUAAUAAUGGUAGUAGAGUAACAUGUGAGGAAUGCGGUCUAAUAUGUUAGGACAAAAAGCAAGCUCGCUGAAGGUUGAUAUUUAUGAUAGGUCCGUCUCUGAUUGGAAAGCCAAUUCAGAUUUCUUUCAAUAAGGCUCUAAAUACGUCAUGUAUCUUUGAUGGAAUUUUUGGAUGGAAUUGUUCGUGUAACAGACUACUAAAAUUAAUUUUUCUAAUAAGUAAUACAUUCACGUCGAUUACUCGGGAGUAGGAAUGUGCUAUUGCACGCACAAACACACCAAUUUAAUAUUAAUAAUAAUAUCAUUAAAGGCUAGUUAAGUACACUGGCUUUUUACACAGUCUCGUGGUCAUCUGGAACUUUUAUUGUAGAUAUUUGCUAGAAAAUAAACGGUCUGUUGUUAUUUUUAUAUGACUGCAAAUAAUAAUAGAUUUUCUAAAACACCAUAGGGUAAUCGUUUAAGGUUGAGUGUUACGGUUGACAUGAUUAUUGAAAGCAUGAAAGGAAUGCUAGCUUAAGGUGAAAAAUAAAAUAUUUAAUGUAAAUAUUUUCUGUAGAAUAUCGAGCCUGAAGCUGGAGCUAAUUAUUUAGAAUGCUAAGAUCGUAUGUUGGUGGUUAUAAAAUACAGAAGAAUCUUGAAAUUUAAAUUUUGUUUCGAAUAUCACGGUGUAUCUUCUAGUAUAUCUUAGGCUGUGUUAAGUCUGGGAAAAGAUGAGCUAAGCCAAUACAACGACUAUAAUAACUAAUAUCAUUGCCAAGAUAAAAUAUAUAUCUGAAGUUUUGUGUCUUUUGUAGAUUCAGUCAAUGUUAUAAAAGCGGACGUUAAAUUUUAUUAUGUUUGUCCUUAGCUAUCUCAGUCUCAAAGACAUUGUUUAUCUUUUUCUUGUUCUUGAUAAGAAAUUAUUCAGGUCGAAUCUCAGAUCUUUAUGUCUGUGUGAAUGAAAUGGAAUAGUGUAAUUACUACUACUAAUUGUGAUACUAAAGAUUAAACUUAAUAAUGCAGAUACUUUACCAUAACAGUCUUCUUUCUUAUUAGGUGUAUCACUAACACCGAUGUCAGAUUUUAUUCAAGUCGCCUAAAAGCAUCUGACGUGAUUUUACCAACUACCCACAGACAUCUGAACGUGGCAAGCAUACACGCUCUUGACAUUAAUGAUAAUAGUUGAACUAAUGCAGUUUCUUAAUUCCUUACAAAUUUAAGUAAAAGCACACAGAUAUUUUAGUGAGUUAAAACCAUUUACACAGAUAUAAUAAUCUGAAGACUUCAAUGACCUUUUACUACAUAUUGAAUAUCGUGAACUUACAUUGGGCAAUGUUAGCCAAAUGUGUUGUUUGAAUAUAAGUAAUGUUUCGGGUGAUAACGGGUAAGCAAAAGUAGUGUGUCGUAUAUCUGGCAGUAGAUAGGUAAUAAAUUUAACAAUAAUCUCAAAAAGCUAGAUUCAACACUUGUCAAUAAGUAAGUUAACAUGGGUAUAUGUAAUAUUGUAAGUGGUAUUUAGCUUCUCAGUGUUUUUAGAGUUAGUCGACGUAUGGGUCAGCUCAGUAACGCGAUGCCAGAUAAAUUUGUUAUCAUACUGUUGAUAUUUUAGUCUAGAUAAUAUUUAAUUUGAAAACUUUUCUAUGUAUGAUAUCAGUAUUUGUUCAGUUUGUUUGAAAUAUACUAAACAAAAAGAAAUCUUUAUGCAUAAAAUUGACAUAACAGCUGAAAUUCAACAAAUAUUGUGGUCAACUUUAAAUGCGAUAAGAACUUAGAAAACCUUGACUAAUAGAAACAGUUGACGAAUCGCUGAUCGUGCAAAAUUUAAUAUAACGAACACAUCUUAUGAAGACAUGCAAUAAAACAAGCGACACGCGAUGUUGAUGAUGACUCAGAAUGAUGGUGUCAGAACUCAUACAUUAAAAAAUAUGUGUGCUAUAUAUUCUAUUUUUUUCCUUUAUUUCGUUUUUAUUAUUAAAGUAAUACUUGUUUGAUUAAUAUUAUUGAGAGCAUUGAUUUUAUUGUUUUCUAGUUGUCUUUUGAUUUGUAUGUACUAGCAAGUUUGUCUGCAUCGGGUGGUGAAGUUGUAAACUCAUAGUCAGCUAUCACAUGGCUGUCAAUAAUUUUAAGAAAUCAACUUAACCAAAUGUUGGCAUGUAAAUAUAGAGGAUCAACAUAGUAUAAUUAUAAUUGACGAGUUAUUUUUCUACGUUCCUUUCACCGUGUCUUUAGUGACGUAGAAACGUAGUGAAUGGACGUUGUAGAUUUAAUGAUCAUGUCUUUGGAAUAACGGAGCAUACGUGAAAUAUCUGUUUGAUUGAUAAAAAUAAAAAUUAUCUAUGAAUAUAUUUAAAGAAAUCUUCGAAAAUAAGCACUCCAUUUUGAAGGUUAGGUUAGUUUAAAACACGAAAUUAGAUAUCAUAAAAUGUUCUUUCUAUAACUUCAACAGUUGAUUUUGUGCUAUUUUUGAGUAAAUUAAAUAUAAUAAUACAGAUAUUUCAUUUACGAGCUAACAAAAACAUUAACGAUUCAUAUAGAAAUGCAAACGGAAUACAACAACGCGCGCUCUGAAAUUUCGAAUUCAAGAUCUCAUUUAUUCCGUUAAGAACUCAUUAUUUACAUAUUAUCAUUCGGCAAUAAACUCUUGAUUCCGAUUGACAAUCAGUUAAGUAAUAUAAUUUCCGUAAAUAAUUUCCGUAAAUAUAAUUAUCAUACUUGUAAAUUUUAAUAUUUACUUUUGAAAGGGAGUCGGUAUUAACAGAAAAUCCAUGACGCUUUAUAAUUAGGUUCUUCGAAAUCUAGAAUUUCGUCAUAGAUAUUUCUUCAAUACACUUUACGUACUUGCUUUUCAGCACAGUUUUUGUUUUAUGAAUUAUAUUUCUCUCAUCGAUAUAUAUAUAUAUAAUACUCUUUAUCUUAUAAAUAUCUACGUAAGUUAGGCGUACUUGCAUGUUUAAUCGAACGUCUUCCAAACUGACGUAAGUUUUUAUUUCUAAAUUCGUUUUAUUUUUACUAUUUUCCCUUGACAAAUUCUCAGUUUAAUUUUACUUUUAUUCUCUUAGAUUCUUUGAAAUUGAUCUCGGCUAUUUCUAGUAAUAGCUUUUGUAUAUUUUGAUGCUGUUAAAUCGGUUUCAAAUUCAUGUAACUUACUACUUCAAAUUAUAAUAAUAUGAAUAGAUAUAUGUGUAUUUAAGGUAGUUGAAACCACAUGAAAUUUGCGUUGAGCUUCCAACACGAUUAGAUGUAAAUACAGAUAAUAAAUCCACUUUUGCACUAUGAUAAACUUCUUUAACUAUGUUUUGUCAGAUGUGUUGUGCAUUUUAAUUGGAAAUCGAGGCGUGUACAUAUUGUACAAACUUUGAAUUCGUUGACUUAAUCUAAGACACUAUUUUAUUCUGAUUAAUAAACAUAGAGAAAGUUUAUCAUUACGACAGUUAAUUGAAUUGCUAAUUUCAAAUCUACUACUGCAUAAUUCCAAAGCAACGAGCCAGAUUUCGAUACACAUGGCUGUGUUAAAGCUUUUAUCGAACGUUAAAUUGCCGCUAUUCAGCAAAGCAACCUAUUGGCAAACGCUCUAAUUCCGGCUAAAUGCAAAGUAGAAACUGAAACUAGAGUUGUAUCACUGAUUACACGAUACGUACACGCCUUAAUCGCUUUGUGAAAUCUUUUUUGACAUUGAGAUGGAGUCGUUUUGUACAAAUUUUCUUUGUUAAAUAGAAUUGGUAUAUUUUUAUGUAUAGUAACGAUGUGAUUUACUUUUGUUACUUUAUUGCUCUGGCGUUUCAAAGGUGUUGAGUAUUAUUUAUGGUAAUAUUUCGACUUUUAAAAUAAUGAGGGCAUGUGGAUAUCUAACGUUAAGAGGGUGCAACUUCAUUGAAACAUCAGCCGCAACUAAUAAAAAGUAUGUUCUUGGUUUCGUCACUAUACAUUAACCAUUACGAUUAAAGCAAGUAAGUAUAGAAAUAUAUUAAAACGAAUUUGCCAAAAAAUGUUUGA
Molecule: messenger RNA, 7597 nt
Organism: Plodia interpunctella (Indianmeal moth)
Lineage: Eukaryota; Metazoa; Arthropoda; Insecta; Lepidoptera; Pyralidae
Gene: nAChRalpha1
Product: nicotinic Acetylcholine Receptor alpha1
Exons: 8
Coding region: 155-1759 (534 amino acids)
Biological process (GO): monoatomic ion transmembrane transport; nervous system process; signal transduction
Cellular component (GO): plasma membrane; postsynaptic membrane; neuron projection
Molecular function (GO): transmembrane signaling receptor activity; acetylcholine-gated monoatomic cation-selective channel activity
Source: RefSeq, a predicted model, not a curated record